This is a messenger RNA of Amoebophrya sp. A25, 6792 nucleotides long. The record is from the annotation of a GenBank genome assembly. NCBI's taxonomy places the organism in Eukaryota, Dinophyceae, Syndiniales, Amoebophryaceae.
AGGAAUUCUCCUACACCAUGACUUCCCAUAUUUAAAUUUAUAAGAGUUUGCCCCUAGCUCACGAUGGAUACCCUACAAAGAUGAAAAGAACUCUUCGUCUUGUAGAUUUUGAUAUUCUGUCGUUGCUCCUCCUUUUAAUUUUUCUUAUACCGUUGAACAAUUGGUUUGGGUUCGUUUACCUCCUGAUACUUGAUUGCUAUUAACUGACGAAGAUGAACUUAUUAAAUGAAGCUUUAUUAGUUUUGAUGAAUCUGCAACUGAUGCGAUUCCUCUACUCCAUGUCGUGUGCAAAAAUAGCCUCUUCCUCCUGGUCGAAUUUGAAAAGAUGACAUAUUUAUAAUCUAGUACUUGAUGCCAGUUGUUCUACUUGCUUGUUUUGACUCUCACUCUCCUCGUUGCAUCAUGUACUAUUCGCAGAUGGACCCUCUUUGAGGUCGUGAGUGGAUCGACUUCGAUUUAUAGCCGUCCCUUUGAGGUGGAAGCGUCAAGAACGCAGAGGAACUGGAAGGUAAAUUCAAAAAUUCAAUAGGAGGCUACAUUUCCAUUUUUUAGUUGAAAUUAUGUUGCCCCUUCUCGGUCUCGGCACGGCUUCCGCCGCAGCCGCUGGCGUCGCAGGCUUGGUGGGCCUGUUCUCCUACAACCAUGGGAACUGGACCUCAGAGGGUCAGAAUCGACAAAGCCUGUUAUACCAUCUCCAGUCCAUGCGGAUGUCUCAGGCUGAGCUUUACAGAGACGAUCUGCGUUCCAUGUUCUCCUCAGUGGAUCAGAAAAUGCAAAGUUUGGUCCUUGUUGCCUCCAUUCUACUUGGUGUAGCGUUUAACCUGCUCUUGUCGAGCAGUAUUUACGAAAACGACUACCCAAUGUGGACGGUUUUGUACCUCGGAACUCACGUCUGCAGCAGCUUGCUGCACUUAGCCUUGGCUUUGUACUUUUCGGUCUACAGUUCGAUUGCAGCUGUUGCGGCGAUGGUGCGCGUACUGACGCAGGAAGUCCGUAUCCCGAUACCCAAUUUGGACGACAUCAAGUACGGGAUGUCGUACGCCAGUGACUUUGAGCAGCCGAGGAACGUACACGAAGCUUUGAGGAUACCGUUUCUGAUGCAGACUGGAGGGCGGAGGCAAUACAUGGGCGAAGGAUGGCCAGAAUUACUCGCGAGGAGAAUCUUUGGCGUCCAAAGCGGCGAAGACACGGAGGACGGCGUUUACCGUAGGUUUCUGCGCUUGAUAGGGUCGGAUCCGCAGGCCGCAUCAGAUACGGGUAAACAAGUAUUACGGGUAGGUUAAAGGUGCUUUUCUUAGUACCGCUUUUUAUGCCUCUCUCCCUUAAGAUGAGAAAGGCAUAACAAGCGGGGUAAGCGAGCACCAAAAAUCUACCUCUAAAAGUAGAUGGGAAAUUCGUUACUGUAGCGAAAGAUAGGUAUGUUGAUACUUCUCCUUUGGGCAGAGCAGCGAUGGACGGGAUGGCAGGCAUACACGCGGGACAUCACGAAUUCACUGCAGCAGAGUUGUGCCAUAUGAGUGGGCGGGUAGGAGGUGCUGGAGCCUCUUCAGGUGGAGCAGGAAUGAUGAUGAAGAACGGAAGAUCAUAUGGAGGUAGCAGUGCUAUGGCUGGUGCUGCAUCCGAUCCCUCUGGAGGCAUUGGUGAUAGAAUUGUGGUAAACAAUGGAGAGCAGGGUCGCAUAAGCGCCGGGUCCAGUAAUAGGGUUCGCUUUUCGGCUGCAGCAGAUCAACAUGAAAGGAGUGGAGAACUACGAAAGCUGAAUCUGGUAAAACCAAGUAGGAAACAUACUAAGAGGGGUGUUAAGGGUAUGUUGAUGACUGGGGAAACGUUCAAUUUCGGACACGAAGAAAUUUUCGCUAGUGACGACGAGGACCGCGCGCGAGAUCAGCAGCAUCUUCAAGAAAGUAAAAACGCAAAUGAUCAUCUAUCGAAGGCUGUUGAGAUCCGUAAAGAACGCAAAGACGCUGCUAUUCGGCAUUGGGGUCGAAUCGUAAGGCAUAAGUUGCGAAUGCACUACUUUCAGACUGGCUCUGCCGUGGACAACUACAACUGUGACCUUGAUUCGUUCAUGUCCUCGUCGUCGACAAGUAGUUCUUCCUUGAGAAGUAGUCGUGAUGAGACGAAUGGAGCAUCACCAGGUGGUACAUCCUCUCGUCCAGGUGGAUCUAGAAGUAAAAAGUCUCGAAGCGGACCUUCACGUAGGCAGCGGAAAGACGCGUCGCUUGCCGCACCACGAGUCCGCGUGCAUAGCAGAAUGGUAGAAUUCUUGCCGGAGGACCACAUGAAACCGCCUGAGCAGGAUAUCGCGAACUGUUUUCACUUCCGCCACUACCACGACUUCGACAAGCGAUGGGGCGCAUUUCAGAAACUAGCGAGAAUAUGCCUGGCUUUGGGGACGUCCUCAUUGUUUAGCAGUUUGAGUGCGUUUGUGCUGAUGUCAGUGGUGUAUUCGAGGCGGUUGUUUUUCCCAGGUUUCCUGUUCAUCUUCAUCCUCACAAUUGUGCAAAUUUGCAUUCAAAAAGUUGAGGUAGCGAGCAAGUUGCCUCUACGGUUAGACGCUUGCCUCGCUUUAGAGAGUCUCAUUGCUUGGACUAUUGUGGUGCUGAUCGACGUCAGCGGAGAGUACGAACGUUUUGUGCCUUUGGUGUUCUUCGUCAGACUAGUGUAUCUCCGCGAACUGAUCAAGUUGACGCCGUUUUUAGGCUCUGGGCGAAGUUUCGAGCAUUUCCGCAGUGCACGAUUUGCAGAAUACAUGACUGCGAGCACGCAUGUAUUGAACUCGGAGAAGGAGGCAGCGAUGGCACAUCUGGAUAAGGCUGAGGCGGAUGUAGGAGCGCAACAUGCACACGCGGAAGUGGUGGAAGAAGCGGCAAGAAGAGCUUCAUCAAAGGGUAAAACUGGUGCUGGUGAGAAUGGAAAAAAUCAAGAUGUUGGGUCAUCUUCUGCAAAUAACAUGUUGAUAACAUCUUCUCCUGCUGCACGAAAUGAACUGCAUCAGUUGGGCGCGUUAGCGGAAAGGAAGAGGCCAAAGUCCACUACAGAAUUGAACUAUGCUUUACCAGUGCGGAGUUUGGCUGCGAUGAACAGGCAAAGUCAAUUGCGAAACCGCGACAGCCAAGAAAUGCGAUACUUGGAACAAUUGGAGGAAGAACAAGAAAGAGAAGGACCAGGUGGACCACGAGGUGUUUUUCCAGGUUCCUAUGCUUUAGAAGUGAGAGUCCAACGCCUUUUGAAUCUCUUUGAGCAUGCUUAUACCUUAAUCCAGAUGGACGACGCGCGGAUCGGUGCUGUCCAGGCCUGUCGCAGGACCUUUGAUAAGAGCAGGCGGCAACUCUCCAAACGCUUCCCAGACGCACUGAGACCGGAUUUAACGGUUGCUGAUGGCGCUAAUGCAGAGUUUGACGGGAAAAGAUACCUAGAUGGAGGUGCAGCUGUUGGUGGAGGAAGUGCUGGUGUAGCCACCCUUCCCUAUGGAGGAACCAUGACGUCAAGACCAGCCAAUGAUCUUUUCUCGAUCGAGGCAGCAGAGGAUCGUAGAAGUAAACUCGUUGGAGAUGCAGUAAGCAGGAUGUUUUCGACCGGAGGUCACCAGAUGAGGGAAGGAAGCCAUCAAUUAGCAUCCAAGAAUACAAGUACAGAAGAUGACGAAGAGGAAGAAGAGGGUGCAAUACAAAUCCAUAUAUCGGCCCCAGGAUCGUCGUCAGAUGAUGAUUCUUCGUCAGCACCUGCAGUUGAUCAUGCGGAGCAUUCAGAUUCAUCUGGAAAUCAAAGUGCAGCAUAUAGAAAUAGAAGUGGAUCCUCAGCUGGAGCAGCAUCUUCAAGAAGUUCGAGGAGAAAUCAAUCGCCUUCGAGCUCCUCGGAGGAUGACAAGCACAGCUCUUCAAAAGCUUCUUCUGACCAAGAGGGCCUAGAGCAACGAAGAAGACCCGCUCGUGGUCGCGGUGCAAGAGGUGAAGGCUCUACUGCUGAACUUCGGGAUUCCCCUAGUCUAGUUGCAGCUUUGGACGCAUUGAAUUCCUAUACUACACCUUCACCUGGUGCUACGGGAGAUGUUGGAGGUUAUAGCUCCUACGGUACCUCGUACGGUGGAUACGGAUAUGGCGCUUCUUCAUCCGCGGUGCCGACUUACUCAUCUGGAUACGAUACCGUUGGCGCCGGUGCAACUACUUCUGGAGGAGUAUUUGGCGCUAAUCAUGAUGUUAAACAAACAGCAGCAGGCGGUGCUUCUACGUCGUCAGAGAUGGCAGAAAAUAAACCUCGACGACCAUGGACCACGUCUAGCAUAAUCCCACCCGAUGACGCCUGGGUCGAGCUAUACUACAAUGGUAGUCGCGGACUGCACUUGCCUUACUACGUGAAUCCGGUGCUGAUGACGAAUUCUUGGACCCGGCCUGAAAACGUGCCCAACGAAACGGAGUACCACAUUCCGACAUUGCUUACGCUUCAAGUGGACACACGGCUGUUCCAUUUAGGGGUUAAAGAUGCGGUUGCAGCUCUGGUGCUGAAGGAGGGACGAGAUGGGGAGGAAGAGGGAGAAGAUGGGGGUAAGCACGGCAGAAGUACGAUUGACACAAAACAAGCAGGUACUAAACAAGCGGAAGGUGAGCAACUCCAAACAGAAGUAGAUGAACAGGGUAACGUCGAGAAUCUUGCUUCGCAGGAGGAAGAGGGUGAAGAUGAAGCAGAAAAUGUAAAUGAUAUUCAUGAUACUUCUGGUGCUUCUGACCACAAUAGCGAGGACGAAAAUUCUCCUUCUGUUCAAGAGGAAGAGAGGCAAGAAAUUGAGAAGGAGUCUUCUACUAGCGACGUUGCUACAGGAAAGGACAAUGAGCAGCAGGUUGAUGAAGAGCAGGAAGAUAAGCUGGCGGAUGAUGCGAUCACAAGAGAAGGUAGUAGAGACAACACGAACAUGGCUGCUCUUCCUGCUGCACCUACAUCAACGACCACCACAACCAACAUGAAGCCAGUCGAGUCUUCUGAGGCGGAUGAUGACUCUGAUGACAGCGAUGAUGAUAUGGUCUUUGACGUGCUACAGGGAGAAGCCGUGGCUGCUCGUGUAGGCGCUCAAACUGAGCGCCCUUCACGCAAGGUCAUGGGCGGUGGAAAUUAUGAGGGUGCACACAAAGCAGAGCGCGUAGGUGGUGGACUAAAAAGAGGUCUAGUUCGUGGAAUUGACGCUUCUGAACAAGAUGACCGAGAAAGGGAAAGCACAGAGACGGAGAGCGAGGUACUAAGCCAACAAGAUGAAGGGUUGCGUGAAACACAGCUGGCGAGCCCAACUGGUGGUCGUCAAAGUAUGCACUUGAAUGGACGCAAAAACAAUACCAAGCUCAAGCAACGAAUCGGAGGACUGUUGCAUAGAGUCCUGCAGGACAUGUCUAACGCUAAGAAGUCUGGUACAUCAACAAGCAAGAAAAAUGAUGCUUCCAAAGGAGGCCCAUUUUCGUCUAACAGUGACGAUGAAGUCGGUGGUUCGGAUGAUGAUAUGUUUCCUACUGCACAGGGCGGUGGACGAGGACGACCAAAUAAUGAAAAUUAUACCAAAACCAAAGGAGCUGAACCAGGUUCAGGAAGAGCAGGAAGUCAAUCUCAACAUCACGUCACGCCCUUACCUGGACGCCUGUUUCGCUUGAGCACGGCUAGUAUCUUUGCCUGCUGGAGCCUGGGCUUCCUGUGGUGCAUUUUGGUGUACUCAAUCUUUUUGGAACGGAAACUAGUUUCGAAACCAGGUGGCGAGGGAUUUGGUUCAUCUACUAGCUCGUUGAAUCUAGGCUCUCCUCUUCGAAGGAAAUUGGGACGAGGAGGAGUAGAAGAGGAAGACAUUCAUCAAGACCGCCAACAACGAGAAGUAGUACAUGUCGAUGAAGAAGUAGAGGAUGAAUCCUACUGGUGUCCGGAUUCGACACUUGUCUGCCGUUUUCUUCUCCGGGUCUUCAACAAAAAUAUCGCAACCCCUCGAGGACGUCAACUUCAACAUAUUGUUCAUAACAUCAACUACCAGCAGCAGCAGGGCAGCUUAACGGCCACUACUUCAAGUCCUCAACAUCAUGUGUAUGGAGUGAACAAUCAGCAUCCAGGUAACACCAGUCCUUCGAAUUAUCCAUUAAGAAACAGCGCUAACAGUAAAAAGCAGAUAACAUCACCUGCGCUGCUUCAAGAAGCCCACCAGCAGCAUCGCGUUGAGACUCUAGCCGUGAUUCUUUGUGACCGCAUGUCUGCGAAAAGGUGUGCCGCGAAGCAGAUUCGCCCUAUCAGUCGGAAGCUACGCAGUGACGUCGAUUUCGAGGAAGAUGGUUUGAUAUCUAUGGCGGAGAUAAGGAGGUAUCUAGAAAUCGUGAACGAAGAUGGAACUGAAGCUGAUGAGGAUGAUGUGAGAAUUUGGAAUUUUGCUAUUGAACUGCAGCGUUUCGUACAGGAUCACGAAGAAAUAACUCCGGCAGAACAAAAAAACUAAUGAUGAAGAAAGGGGUAGAAGGCGAAGGAUUUUUACAGUCUCGGUCCUCAUUCUUGACGAGGUUUAUGGGACUUGUUAUGUCAAGAUUCUUCGUCGUGCUCGUGUACAGAAAGAAGUCUAGAUUAUGGCUAUAUCCCAUCGUUAUCUUGAUGUUGAAUCAUGAAUGAAGUAGAUCAAGAUGCAUUCUUGAAAUGGACACGAAGACAACUACUAGUUUUUGUUUGAGAAGUGUUACUCUACAAAAGCACACCCAAUGAACUUCCCAACAUUCGUCCCUUCAUACGAAUACAGUAUUUUUUUUUUGUCCUGAAGUAUGUAAGAUCAUUUACUUCGAUCAU